AUGAUAUCUAGAACCAUUGGUGAAUCUAUUCCGCCCAACACAAAACAUGCUGUUUCCGUGUGUUUGCCCACAUGGGAAGCUACAGUAGGCUAUGAAGAGGGUGAAAGCAGUAUAAUUAACUCGCUUACUACCGGAUAUCCAAGAUUUUUCAUACACAAGUCAAUAAAGAAAUUAUGUGAAAUUUUAUCCGCUAAGUACUCCAUGGAAGAUGAAGCUUGUCUUUGCUUCCCCUCUUACAAGGUUGCCAAUAGGUGCAGAGAGUUUAUCAAAGUGAAAACGGGUCUUUCUACCAAAGUACGCAUCUUACAACUAUGUACACCUAAACCUAUGAACCAAGAGGAAAAGCUCUGGAGAAGGGAAUGUAAAAUCACGGUGGUGUUUGUAGACCAGGAAAUAUUCCCCGUGAUGAAGCAGUAUUGGCAACAUUCUGGUGAGAUUGUAUCUAGCAGAAUGGCGGAGUAUAUUUUACAUGAAUUACAAGUCAAGGAUAAUCUUAAGAAGAUGGAAACAGUGGAUAACGGUAAAAAAUUUAUGACCGAAGAUGAAAACAGAGUGAACGAAGAAUAUAUAGAAACGAGAUUUGGGAGAAAUUUAAAUUUUCUUGCUGCUGAUAAAGCCAAAUAUCUAAUACGAAAGAGGAUUGCCACAAAAGUUGUUGAAAAAAUUGACUCUGAAGGUCUAUCGGACCUAUUCUCUUUUGAACACUAUAACGAGAGCAACGGUCCAUUCAAUGUUGGCAGUGGAGAGGCUCUGGAUGAUGAUCAGUUGAAUUCGGACAUACCUGCCGAAACAAUUACUUCUAUGGGAGAAAGUGGCUCAAACAGUACUUUUGAAAACACAGCUACCGAUGACUUGAAGUUUCAUGUCAACCCUAAUACGGAUGUUUACUUAUUUCCAAGUGGAAUGGCGUCCAUUUUCACUGCCCACAGGCUGCUUUUAAACUUCGAUGCCAAGCGCUUAUCAAGGUCUUCUAGUAGACAAGAUAAGUUGAUUGGAUAUGGACCUCCGUUCAAGAAGACCGUCAUGUUUGGAUUCCCAUAUACAGAUACUCUGAGCAUUCUUCGGAAGUUCAAUCACACACAUUUCUUGGGACAGGGAGAUUCAACGUCAAUGAACGCUCUGAAAAAUAUUUUACAUUCUGGUGAGCAAAUACUGGCGGUAUUUAUAGAAGCUCCAUCGAACCCACUGUUGAAAAUGGGAGAUUUACAAGAACUGAAAAGGCUAUCAGACUUGUAUUCAUUUUACAUAGUGGUCGAUGAAACUGUGGGUGGCUUUGUCAAUAUAGAUGUAUUACCGUAUGCCGAUAUUGUUUGUAGUUCGCUAACGAAAAUCUUCAGCGGCGACUCGAACGUUAUUGCAGGAUCCUUAGUACUAAAUCCUAGAGGAAAGAUUUAUGAGUUUGCUAGAAAAUUUAUGAAGACUGAAGACGGAUAUGAAGAUUGCCUAUGGUGCGAAGAUGCGUUAUGCCUGGAAAGAAAUUCGAGAGACUUCGUGGAACGUACAAUCAAGGUGAAUACAAACACUGAUAUAUUGUUAAAAAGGGUGUUAUUGCCUCAGGUGGGAAAAUUGUUCAAGAAAAUAUAUUACCCCAGUUUAACAUCAGAGGAUACCAAGCGGAAUUAUGACAGCGUUAUGUCUACAAAAGAUGGUGGGUAUGGAGGUUUAUUUUCACUAACUUUUUUCAAUAUUGAAGAGGCAAAGAAGUUUUUCAAUAAUCUGGAAUUGUGCAAAGGACCUUCUCUCGGUACGAAUUUCACUUUGGCGUGUCCAUAUGCUAUUAUUGCCCACUACCAGGAAUUAGACGAGGUAGCUCAAUAUGGUGUCGAAACAAAUCUUGUAAGAGUGAGCGUCGGUUUGGAAAAUAGCGACGUUUUAUGCAAUGUUUUUCAGCGUGCCAUUGAGAAAGCUUUAGGGGAAUAA
Messenger RNA from Saccharomyces cerevisiae S288C, 1920 nucleotides. It is a transcript of the gene STR2, whose product is annotated as cystathionine gamma-synthase. Gene Ontology annotation, cellular component: cytoplasm; nucleus. Gene Ontology annotation, biological process: homocysteine metabolic process; transsulfuration. The transcript has a single exon. The record is from RefSeq and is marked reviewed. The coding region runs from base 1 to 1920 and encodes 639 amino acids. Gene Ontology annotation, molecular function: transferase activity, transferring alkyl or aryl (other than methyl) groups; cystathionine gamma-synthase activity; pyridoxal phosphate binding. NCBI's taxonomy places the organism in Eukaryota, Fungi, Ascomycota, Saccharomycetes, Saccharomycetales, Saccharomycetaceae.